AUGCCGCAAAGAGAUGCAGCCAGCAAGAAGUUCGCAGAGGUAGUGCAGGAGAUCGGCAGAAAAUCCAGUCAGCCACAUGACUCUGACGCAGACAAGACCUGGUUUGCCGAGAUUGCUAGAGGUGCUACAAGCAAAGACGCCUUGGAUCAAUCCCAUUCGCUGGAUGACAUGGAUGCUGUCAUUCGUCUUGUGAUCCGCAGUGCACAACGACAUGGUAACAGUCUCCGUGCGAAGGAUUGCUUGGAGAAGAUCUUGGCAAGCAGUCAAUGGGCGGAAGCGGCUUGUCGUGCUGGGGAUGUCGACUCCGAUAUCCAUGCGCUGGUGGGUCCUCGGGCUCAGGAGGACGAAGGCAGUCGUUCAGAAGCCAUUUCGACAACGAGGUGCAGGUUUGCCGCACUUACACGGGAGAUUGGCGAGAAUUUCAAUCACACGGACGAUCAAAGUCGCGAAUAUGUCCAACAAGAGACGUGCUGGUUUGACCGAAUCAGGUGCCUCAUCUCUCAGGAGGAGGUUUUGGAGGUUGACUGCUCUCCCAUGGCGAUGGCAGCCACGAUUCGUGUCGUACUCCGCAGAAAGGACACCAAUAUGAAAGACCGCGCUCGUCACUGUUUACAAUGGAUGUUGAGCAGCAGGCAGUGGGCAGAUAUCAUUUCUGGGGAUCGUGAUCUGGAACGUAUGGUCGAGGAGCUGCUGGCAUCCGACAUGCAGCGAGGGAGCUCGCGCAACAGGUGCCGGAGAAGCUGCUUGCGGAGGUUUGCGAUCCUGCUUUUGGCUUGCUGGGCGUGUGGGGCCCUGAUAUUGGCUUGCUUGGCAUGCGGGUGGGGCGUCAACGUUGCCGUGGACCCACUCGUUCAGUGCCAGUUCGAUAUUGCAUGCCACCAGCGGAUGUUCCAGAACGUAGUUGUGGUCUGCAUCAAGAAGUAUGGGCUGCCACCGUCUCUCUCCUGCUUCGGAGAACAGUUCACACGGGAAGUCACGAAGACAGGUGUGGAGCAUGAGAACAUCCUCAAGAAGUGUGGGCUUGAAAGCCUGAGCUGCUACAAGGAGCGAUGCGACGUCAGCUCGCGAUGUUGGCUUUGGGGUCCUGAGCCCGGCUGGCUUUCUGGUCACAAUGUUUCUCAAAACCCCACUCACCAUGAGAGAAUCCGCCUGGAGCGUCGACCGUUGGCUUCCAACAUGCGAGAGGACUUUCUGAAAAUAUCAGGAAACUUGCACAGGCCCAGUGUCGCCGAUUUCCCUGGCAUGCUUCAGCAAAAUGAGGAUGCAAAGGUUAUCCUGGGACUGCUUUACAGAUCUGAAGAGCAAGAGGUGCACAAAAAUGCAUUCGUUGCCAAGCAGGUCCAGAGCCUGGACAAGAACGGUGAUGGUCAUGUGACCGUAGAUGAAUACCAGAAGUUUAUCGAUGAUCUUGCCAAGAAGCACCCAAAACUGUUUGCCUCAAGGCAACCCGUUGUGUUCAUGGGAAACCCUGGGCGAGGAAAAUCGACUCUUCUCAAUGCUCUUGCUGGCGAAGCCUUGUUUACGGCAGGCCCAUCACGCGAUGGGAAAGGCGUGACAGCGAGCUUCACAUCAAAAGAUGUUUGUCAGAGAGUGGGGGACUACGGCUUCUGGACGCUGGUUGACACACCAGGUUUAGCCGACGAAUCCUUGCGCAAUGAAGCUUCACAACAGAUCCGCCGUGCGUUGCGGAGCAGCAAGAACGAAGACGGAGAUCUUGUGCCGCAUGUCAUUGUUUUCGUUAUCACGUUGAACGAAGGUCGCAUAAUCGAAGAGGAUAAGGCAACCAUCAAGCUUAUCUUGAGAGCGGCUCGAGAGAUCACAUCCUUCGGCAUCGUCGUCAACAAAGAGUCGGCCGAGGAUCAAGCAAACUUGACGUACAUUCAGGCGCAGAUAUUGCUUGGCCUCGGAAGUGACACACGUCAUGGCUACGUUCAUUGGUUUCCAGAUGUUCAGGCAGCUAAAAAGAAGGACAAUUACAUCAUGAGUGACAACAGCAGUGAAGCUGGCAACCCGGUGACUGAGCUGUGGCGAUGGAUCGCAAGCAUUCCCGCCGUCAAAGUGAAGAACGUUGAAGAACUCAGACUCGCUGACCUGGAAGAUAUGCUACAGGAGGUUAGAAAGGAGCUGAAGCAGGCGGCACAUGACAAGCAGAUCCUCAACGAGUUCAUUAAAGACUUGAAAGAACAAAGAGAGAAAGAUGCUCGAGACAUGGAGGAGUUGAGGUCCAAGCAACAGAAAGAUGCUGAGUUCAUUCAAAAGUUGAUGUCCGAACGUAAUAAGUCGCUAGAUGAUUCAGUCAAGGGCAAGAAGUAA
Molecule: messenger RNA, 2313 nt
Organism: Symbiodinium sp. CCMP2592
Lineage: Eukaryota; Dinophyceae; Suessiales; Symbiodiniaceae
Source: the annotation of a GenBank genome assembly